Messenger RNA from Rotaria sp. Silwood2, 1332 nucleotides. NCBI's taxonomy places the organism in Eukaryota, Metazoa, Rotifera, Eurotatoria, Philodinida, Philodinidae. The record is from the annotation of a GenBank genome assembly.
AUGACGACUUUUAAUUACGUGGUCGUAGGAGCUGGACCAGCUGGUUUGUCGGCUGGUUACGGAUUGCAUGUGCACAAUGAAAAUAACUACUUGUUGAUUGAUAGUGGUGAUAACCUAUCGAAACGUGUUCAAUCCAACGACCGAACUCAUAUUGGAGGUGUAGGUGGAGCCGCACUUUUCUCCGAUGGUCAUUUUAUGUUCUAUCCAGCCUGCAAUAGACUAUGGUUGCUUGAUGAAGAAUGCUUGAGAAUAAGCUACAAUCAAUUAACAAAAAUGUUCCGAGGUAUUCUCAACAUACCAACUUUUCCAUAUGAUCUCAGUAUUAAAUCUGCCAGCCAAGUCACAACAGCCAACACUAUUUUGGGCUGCCGCGCCGACAUGGUAUUGAAUGAUGCGACAUCAGCCGAAGCUUGUUCCAGGAAUACUCAAAACAGUGAUGAACAAAGUACCGUGAAUGUUGAAGAGCGAAAACAACAGGAGCAAUUCGCUUUCCAUUUAGCACUUGAACAACGUACGGCUCUCAUUGCUUCAAUGCUGCAGGUUAUUAAACCGAAUCAGCUAUCGCUGAACACUAAACUAUAUCGAAUUGAAUCGACAGCAGAUAAUACUUACAUUUUACACUGUAAGAAAAAUGGUGAUGACAUCGAAUUUCGCUGUAAAAACCUUAUUCUCAGUGGUGGUCGGUUUUUUCCGAUAGUUUCUCAAUCGUUUCCCAUAGUAAAACAUAUUUUCAAGCAAGUGGACGUUGGCGUACGUAUCUGUGGUCCAGCAAACAAUAGUUUAUUUUCUGAUGCAACAGAAGCAAAGUCAAAGAUUAUCCCAACAGACAAUACCAAUCUAGAAUAUCGAACAUUUUUUUGGUGUCGUAAUGGAGAAUGUAUAUGGACCGAACAAGACGGAAUAGCUGCUUAUUACGGUUGCUCUGAAUGUUUACCAACAUCGGAAAGUAAUUUCGGCUUCGAUGUGUGUUUCAAGAGCGACGAUGGUCAGAAAUUUUUAGAAAAAGUUAAGGAUAUACGUCCAUUCGAGCUAUCGCUUGCUGAAUUGAACAAGCUGCAUGACAUAUAUGGUGAUGUCGGUACUCAUAUUGCCACAGGCAUUGAAUCUUUUCUCGCAAAUGUUAGUAAAGAUACAAAUUUAGAUCGACGAAUGUUUAUACUCAAAGGGCCAACAGUAGAAGCUGUCGGAAACUAUCCACUACUGGACCAACAUUUGAAAGUACCCGGAGAAAAUAUUUGGUGUGCAGGGGACGGCACUGGUUUAUUCAUUGGAAUGAUACCUGCGAUGCUCAGUGGUCUAUUUGUCGUUAAUCGAGCAAAAAACAAUGUCUAA